AUGGAGAAUUUUAAUUAUCGAUAUGGAAAUCCUCCGUAUUAUGGUUAUAAUUCUGAAUAUGGAGACUAUCCUACAUAUCAAGAAGAUCCAGAGUUAGCAGCUCGUCAACCUACUCUGGGAGAGCUAGCCGCUUUACAGUCAUCACCUUAUCAACCCACUUUGAGACAGUUAGGAUCUUCAUAUCAGCAGCCACCAGCUCAACCUCAACUUACUGUUAAAGAGGCAGCUCUUCGAGAUUUUCAAAGUGAAAAAGGCCAACAACUUAUCGAAGAGGUCAAUCAAUAUAGGUUGAGUGUGGGGUUGCCGGAAUAUGAUCCUAUAGGAAAUUUGCUUAAAUUGAAUAAGAAUGAGAAGAUUUCUGAAGAUGAUUCAUUGGUCCAGUCUCCUCAACCACCAUCUCAAACUGACCUUGAAUGUGAAGAAUUAGAAGAGACCAAAGAGAUUAACAGUCUAGAUGUUACAAGUUCUCUUGAUUCUUCUGGUAUAUACAUAGUAGUUAAGCAUGAUUCGCUCAUUCUGAGAGUUGGUGACAAAAAUGUAGAUCAAGUUGAUUUUGAUGAGAAUAACAUUCCUAUAGUUUCAAAAGAAGGGUUUCAAGUAGACAAAUGUGGCGAGGUUGUCCAUAGUAUAAGAGAUAGUGAGGAUGAUGUGAAUGUUGGUUCAAUGAAAGACCAAGAAGAGAAUCAAUGGUACAAGAUUGAAUUUGAGAAAGAGGAUGUUGUAGUGUUGGAGUAUAAGUUUAUAUUUUCUAAUGGAAAGGAGAACCACUACAAGAGAUUCAUUGUUGCUGCUGAACAUGGUUUCUUCUGGAAGGUGGAAGCAGAGGUGAUGGGGAAUGAUGAUUAA
This is a messenger RNA of Oldenlandia corymbosa var. corymbosa, 846 nucleotides long. The record is from the annotation of a GenBank genome assembly. Lineage: Eukaryota; Viridiplantae; Streptophyta; Magnoliopsida; Gentianales; Rubiaceae.